Acanthosepion pharaonis is the source of this 693-nucleotide messenger RNA. The record is from the annotation of a GenBank genome assembly. Lineage: Eukaryota; Metazoa; Mollusca; Cephalopoda; Sepiida; Sepiidae.
AUGUUUCCCUUCGCCAUCUUUUCUUUUUAUCUCCUAGUCAAUAUUUGUUCAUCGUCCUCUUCUUCUCCUCCUUCUCUCUUUCUUCUCCUUCUUCUUCUUCUUCUUCUGCUCCUCCUCUUCUUCUCCUUCUCCUCCUCCCUCUCCUCUUCUUCUUUUCCUGCUCCUCCUCUUUUUCUUUUUCUUCUCCUACUUCUCUUCUUCUACUUCUCCUACUCUUUUUCUUCUUCUUCUGCUCCUCAUCCUUCUUUUCCUCCUCCUCUUCUUUUUCUUUUUCUUCUACUUCUCUUCUUCUCCUUCCCCUCCUAUUCCUCUUCUUCCCCUCCUCUUCUUCUCCUUCUCCUCCUCCUCCUCCUCUACUCAUCCUCCUCCUCUUUUUCUUUUUCUUCUCCUACUUCUCUUCUUCUCCUUCUCCUACUCUUUUUCUUCUUCUUCUUCUGCUCCUCAUCCUUCUUUUCCUCCUCCUCUUCUUUUUCUUUUUCUUCUACUUCUCUUCUUCUCCUUCUCCUCCUCUUCCUCUUCUUCCCCUCCUCUUCUUCUCCUUCUCCUCCUCCUCCUCCUCUCCUCCUGCUCCUCCUCUCCUCCUGCUCCUCCUCUUCUUCUUCUUCUUCUUCUUCUUCUUCCGAUCUCUUUCUCUAUUCCCUUCUCCUUCUGUUUUUUUCUCUUUUUCACACUUGUCACUUCCACCUCUUUUAA